Molecule: messenger RNA, 3000 nt
Organism: Pan troglodytes (chimpanzee)
Lineage: Eukaryota; Metazoa; Chordata; Mammalia; Primates; Hominidae
Gene: EBF4
Product: EBF family member 4
Exons: 16
Coding region: 426-2165 (579 amino acids)
Biological process (GO): regulation of DNA-templated transcription
Molecular function (GO): DNA-binding transcription factor activity; DNA binding
Source: RefSeq, a predicted model, not a curated record
GGGCAGCCCCGCGCCCCCGCCUUGCCCGAGGCAGCUCCCGGGGCGCUCGGGCCCCCCCCUCCGACGACCGCGGCCCCGGGCAGCCGCCAGAGCGCGCCUCUGGGGCGCCUCCGCGCGGACCGGGUGCGGGCUCCGCUCCCCGCCCUCCCCGCCCCGCUCGCAGUCUGCCCGCCAGCGCUCAGGCCGCGGGGGAAUCCCUCCAUCUCCCCGCCCAGCGCCCCAGGAGGGGAGGGGACAGCGCCGGCGCCCGCGGACCCGCUUUCUCCGAGGGAGCGCCCAAGAGGCGAGCGCGCACUGAGCCACCCGGACUCGGCGCUGCGCUGCUGGAGGCGCCUGGUGCCGUCGGGUCGGGCUGAGCUAGACGCCCGCAGCCUCAGCGGGACCGGAUCCGGGGCGGCGGGGGCGCUCACUCACCGCGCGCCCUCAUGUUCCCUGCGCAGGACGCUCUGCCCCGCAGCGGGCUGAACCUGAAGGAGGAGCCGCUGCUGCCCGCCGGCCUGGGCUCAGUGCGCUCCUGGAUGCAGGGCGCGGGCAUCCUGGACGCCAGCACCGCGGCGCAGAGUGGCGUGGGUCUGGCACGAGCACAUUUUGAGAAGCAGCCUCCCUCCAACCUCAGGAAAUCCAACUUCUUCCACUUCGUGCUGGCCAUGUACGACCGGCAGGGGCAGCCCGUGGAGGUGGAGCGCACAGCCUUCAUCGACUUCGUGGAAAAGGACCGAGAGCCCGGGGCGGAAAAGACUAACAAUGGGAUCCAUUACCGCCUCCGGCUGGUGUAUAACAAUGGACUGCGGACGGAGCAAGACCUCUACGUGCGUCUCAUUGACUCCAUGUCCAAGCAGGCCAUCAUCUAUGAGGGGCAGGACAAGAACCCCGAAAUGUGCCGAGUGCUGCUCACCCACGAGAUCAUGUGCAGGUUCUUCCUCAAGUUCUUCCUCAAAUGCAACCAGAACUGCCUGAAGAAUGCGGGGAAUCCCAGAGACAUGCGCCGCUUCCAGGUGGUGGUGUCCACGACGGUGAGCGUGGACGGACACGUGCUGGCCGUGUCCGACAACAUGUUUGUGCACAACAACUCCAAGCAUGGCCGCAGGGCGCGCCGCCUGGACCCCUCCGAAGCUGCCACCCCCUGCAUCAAGGCCAUCAGCCCCGGGGAGGGCUGGACCACGGGCGGCGCCACCGUCAUUGUCAUCGGCGACAACUUCUUCGACGGGUUGCAGGUCGUGUUCGGAAACGUGCUCGUGUGGAGCGAGCUCAUCACGCCCCACGCCAUCCGGGUGCAGACGCCCCCGCGGCACAUCCCCGGGGUGGUGGAGGUGACCCUCUCCUACAAGUCCAAGCAGUUUUGCAAGGGAUGCCCCGGCCGCUUUGUCUACACAGCUCUGAACGAGCCCACCAUUGACUACGGAUUCCAGAGGCUACAGAAAGUCAUUCCCAGACACCCCGGAGACCCCGAGAGGCUGCCCAAGGAAGUGCUGCUGAAGCGGGCGGCCGACUUGGCAGAAGCCCUGUACGGAGUGCCCGGCAGUAACCAGGAGCUCCUCCUGAAGCGCGCGGCGGACGUGGCCGAGGCUCUGUACAGCACCCCCCGCGCACCCGGGCCGCUCGGACCCCUGGCCCCGAGCCACCCACACCCCGCCGUCGUGGGCAUCAACGCCUUCAGCAGCCCGCUGGCCAUCGCCGUCGGGGACGCCACCCCGGGGCCCGAGCCGGGCUACGCGCGCAGCUGCAGCAGCGCGUCCCCCCGCGGGUUCGCGCCCAGCCCCGGCUCGCAGCAGAGCGGCUACGGCAGCGGCCUCGGAGCUGGCCUGGGCGGCUACGGCGCGCCGGGCGUGGCCGGCCUCGGCGUGCCUGGGUCCCCCAGCUUCCUCAAUGGCUCCACCGCCACCUCGCCCUUCGCCAUCAUGCCCUCUAGCCCCCCGCUGGCGGCUGCCUCCUCCAUGUCACUCCCGGCCGCUGCCCCCACCACCAGCGUCUUCUCCUUCUCGCCUGUCAACAUGAUCUCCGCCGUCAAACAGAGGAGCGCCUUCGCCCCCGUGCUGCGCCCCCCAAGCUCCCCACCCCAGGCCUGCCCCAGAGCCCACGGAGAGGGGCUUCCAGACCAGUCUUUUGAGGAUUCUGACAAGUUCCACUCUCCAGCCCGGGGGCUUCAGGGCCUGGCGUACUCCUAAUUACGGUCUGCAGCUGUUCCCAUGGAGCCCGGACUGGAGGUCCCUCUGGGAUUCACAGCCACACCCUGGAUGGUGGCACAGACAGAUGCAGGGCCAGGGCCAUGGGCAGACCUCAACCCGUGAGCUGAACGGGGAGAGGCCUUCACCCCAUGCUCAAGCCUCCCCGCUAGCAGCCCCACAGGCUUCUCUCGCCUCCCUGUCUUGGGGUAGUCAGAAGCCCCAGCACUGUGCAGAUGCUCUUGGCAGGACAGCAUCCCAGGGAGGUGCUGGGAUUCUGGGCCUCACUGUCUGGGUCUUGGUUCCUCUGAAAGAGAUGGAUUUUGUGCAGACCAGGGUUGUUGAGUGAGGGGAGCGUGGGAUGGGGACCGUGGGAAAGAGGACAGCUCAGGGAGAAGUGACCUGGAAAGGUCCUGUUUGCAUCUGACCCAUCUCAACUUGCCCAGCAUCCCAACUUCUCUGCAGCGAAAGGGUGGAGCCCUGCAGCCUCGGGAGGCCUGCCCAGGCUCCCGUGGAGCUUCCAACAGCUGCUUGGCCCCGCAGCUGCCCCCACUUCCUUUGAGACCUGCACUCUCAUGCUUGCCGCAUCAUGCCUCCCUGUGGGGGCUUUGGGCAUGGAGGAGGCAGAAGAGGGGGUGCCAGGCCUCCUGUAUUUGGGGUCUUCCCCCGGUGGAUGUCUCAUGGACUCUGGCCCCACACACUCACAAUGACUCUGGCUGGCCCCAUGCAGCGGGCCCAGGCGGCCUCACAUUCUGCUCUGCUAAGUUUGGAGAAAACAGAACAAUAAACCAGAUGCAGGUGGUGCCCGCCCGGCCUCUCACCUGCCUCCUUGGUGUGA